AUGGCGCUGUACGACCGACAGAUUCGACUGUGGGGUGCGAAGGCUCAGCAGCAGAUCCAAUCUGCCAAAGUGUUGCUGAUCUCUCUUCGGGCACUGGGAACUGAAAUUGCAAAGAAUCUCACUCUUGCCGGAAUCAGUCAACUGACUAUCGUCGACAACGAGCCUGUUACUGAGGAGGAUCUUGGUUCGGGCUUCUUCUUGCGCGAAGAAGACAUAAAUAAGCCGCGAGGCGAGGCAGCCGUUCCACGCAUUCAAGAGCUCAAUCCGCGCGUCAAGGUUACAGCUGACGGAGGCUUGCAAGAUCUUCUGAUCAAGGAUCCGAUGUACUAUGCUCAAUUUGAGUGUAUCAUCGCAUGCGAUCAUGACUUCAUGACACUCUCCAUGAUCAAUACAGCAGCGAGGUUUGCCAGCCGGCCUUUCUACGCUGCAGGAAUCCACGGCUUCUACGGCUAUAUCUUCACCGACCUUGUAGCACAUGAAUUCGUCAUCGAGCGCGAGAAGUCGAAUAGACCAACAGCUGUGACGGCAGAGACUCUUACUCGCGCCGUUCUGGGCGUCACGGAAAAGAAGGAAAACAAUGGCAAGACCAUCGAAAUCGUGAAGAAGUGCGAGAUCUAUUGUCCUUUCAUCCUCGCAAACUCCUCACCCCUGCCUCUGGAUGUGCUCAAUAAUCGCCGGAAGCUGAAGAAUGUGCCGCCACUUCUACCCUGUCUUCGCGCUCUCUUCGAAUUCGAGCGUGAAGUCAUGCAUCUUCCGGCAGCAACGCCACAAGACCUUCAGCGCUUUGCACAACUUGCCAAGCAGAAGACUGCAGAGAUGGGCCUACCGGCUGAGACUCUGAGCGGCGACUUUCUGAGAAGCUUCCUGCAAAAUGUAGGCGCUGAGAUCACUCCAACUGCGGCGUUCGUUGGCGGUCGCUUAAGCGAGGAUGUUAUCAACGUUCUCGGUAAACGCGAGCAGCCAAUACAGAACUUCGCUCUCUUCGACGGCGAUUCGCUUGAUGGCAAAAUCUACUGCCUGUACACAAUUCCGCCAGAAAUGACGAUGGGCUUCGAUCCGAAUCUGCCCAUGGCAGCACGCACGCCCGAGGCAGCCAGACUUCAGCUUGCAAAGCUCGCUUUGCGCGAUGACAGCACCACGGGCGGCGCUAUACAGCACGACUCCCCGAACGCCUUGCUUGAGGAAGAGAUCAUGGUCAUCGAUUAG
Messenger RNA from Pseudocercospora fijiensis CIRAD86, 1206 nucleotides. RefSeq lists its product as uncharacterized. The record is from RefSeq and is a predicted model, not a curated record. The transcript is spliced from 3 exons. Bases 1 to 1206 code for a protein of 401 amino acids. Gene Ontology annotation, molecular function: SUMO activating enzyme activity. Lineage: Eukaryota; Fungi; Ascomycota; Dothideomycetes; Mycosphaerellales; Mycosphaerellaceae. Gene Ontology annotation, biological process: protein sumoylation. Gene Ontology annotation, cellular component: SUMO activating enzyme complex; cytoplasm.